Carya illinoinensis is the source of this 1017-nucleotide messenger RNA. RefSeq lists its product as uncharacterized. Gene Ontology annotation, molecular function: nucleic acid binding; RNA-DNA hybrid ribonuclease activity. The transcript has a single exon. The record is from RefSeq and is a predicted model, not a curated record. Lineage: Eukaryota; Viridiplantae; Streptophyta; Magnoliopsida; Fagales; Juglandaceae. The coding region runs from base 1 to 1017 and encodes 338 amino acids.
AUGAGGUUGGCCCUUCUAAACCAAAGGAUCAACCAGAGUUAUGGAAGGGAAUUUGGAAGCUGCAGGUCCCAAAUUGGGGUUAAGGAGUUCCUUUGGAGGGCUUGUAAUGAAGGCCUACCUACUCUAGCCAACUUGCAAAGAAGGAAGAUUGUUGCUGAGAGUACCUGUCCAAUCUGUGGUCUUGUAGAGGAAACAGCAGACCAUGCCCUCUGGAGUUGCAGUGCAGCUCAAGAUGUCUGGUGUCAAGCAAGCAAGCCAAUCCAAAAACUCUUUCUAGAAGCAGGAUCCUUCAAGGAAGUCUGGCAGCAAAUAACAGAUAAGUUACCAAAAGCAAGGAUUGAGGAAGUAGGCUCGAUUAUGAGACUUAUAUGGACAAGAAGAAAUGAAGUGGUGCAUGGGAAGGCUUUCAGGCAUCCCAACUCAAUAUUAGUUAAGGCCCAGGAUGACCUCUAUUGUUACAAAUUGGCAAUUCAGGAUCGUGUGAGUUGCAGGGCUGCAAAGACAUCUAAGAGUCCUCAGAAAUGGACUACACCACCUGAGGGAGAAUACAAACUGAACUGGGAUGCUGCCAUCAAUCAACCACUGAACCAAGUAGGGAUUGGGGCUAUUAUUAGAGAUUGCAGUGGCCAGGUACUCUGGACAAUGCGAGCCAGAAGAGGGUUGAACCUAUCCCCUUUCACUGUUGAAGCUUAUGCAAUGAUGAUGGCAGUCAUAUUCUGUAAAGAAGCUGGUUUCAGGUCGGUCCUCUUUGAAGGUGAUUCACUCAAAGUGGUUGAAGGGAUGCAGAAAAAAGCUAAGGAUUGGAGCCAAGGAGGUUUAAUCAUUGAAGACACUAAGCACAUGUUACAAGACUUUGUUAAAUGGAAGUUCUGUCACACAAAGAGGGAUUCAAAUAUGGCAGCCCACUUGCUAGCCAAGAAUGCCCUCCUGAAUGAUUGUGAUCUCUAUGAGUUAGAGGAAAUACCACCUUGUAUUAGACGUGCUAUUAUCUUAGAUGUUUGUAAUAGCAUGAUUUAA